Molecule: messenger RNA, 1370 nt
Organism: Coccinella septempunctata (seven-spotted ladybird)
Lineage: Eukaryota; Metazoa; Arthropoda; Insecta; Coleoptera; Coccinellidae
Product: protein spaetzle 5-like
Exons: 4
Coding region: 271-1098 (275 amino acids)
Biological process (GO): regulation of Toll signaling pathway; central nervous system formation; innate immune response
Cellular component (GO): extracellular region
Molecular function (GO): growth factor activity; Toll binding
Source: RefSeq, a predicted model, not a curated record
CUAUAAACUAGUAGUUCUACCACACGUGUGUGAGAGUUCAGCGAGCUGGACAUGAUGAUCUGUUGAAUUACGGUUUGAAAUGUUUAAAUAAUUGCGUGUAGCAUUCCCAGCAGAGUAUAUUGAGUUCAAUAAUUAUACCUGUCAUCAUCCAUGAAUAAUUUACUUUUUAUGGAUUUGAAACAAGGUCGCUAAAUUUAUAUACUUAUGCUCUUAUGAAGAGUUCUUUAUGUACGUUUCAGGUCGUUGGAAAAACCGAAAAAUGAAAAUUAGAUGAUUACCCCAGCUAUUAAGGUAGAACGUUUUAAUCUAAAGGUCUUUUCGAUUCAAUUUGGAGUCAUAACAGUUUCUAUAAAGGAGUUUUUCGUUGAUGUAAAUGAAAUCCAGGAUUGUUCUGUGUAUAUUCUUGGAAGAAGUGAAUAUGGAAUAGCUGUUCUUUACCCCCAAUAUAACGGAAUUCUCUUCAAAUUCGACACGGAAGGAAGGAACCUGCAUGUUAUGCAGAACGUCCAAGUACCUAUGCAGAAUGUCCAAGUACCUAUGCAGCCUCGUAAGGACGAGAAGCAGUCGAAAUUUAUACCGAAGAUAGAUCCGGAGAAAUGUGAGGGUGAAACGUUCUGCGAAGAUGCAAAUUUUUACCCGUACAACGAGGUGGACCAGCAACUGUCAAAGGCGGGAGACGAAUACAAAUAUAUUUUCGGUAUCGACGAUGUUCAAUUGACCAGCAAGAUGGACAGUUCUACGCCCUACCCUGGAACAGGGGAGGCUAAUGGAGCCUCAAGGGUGAUCCUACAUUCGGUGUGCGAGACGAAGAUGAGGAUUAUUUUUCCGAGAAUAGCCAAGAAUAAGAGGAACCAGUGGAAAUACGUGGUCAACCAGGACGUGGAGAAGGUACAGGGCAUCGCUGUUGAAUGGUGCAAGAAUACUGGAGACAGAUGUAACUAUUUGACGUCGAAGAAUAAAUUCAUGGUACCCACCUGUGGCCAGAAGUACUCUUUUCGAAGACUGUUGACCCUGUCGCAUGAGGGACUCUUGGAAUCUGACAUUUUCGAAUUUCCGGUAGCAUGCAUGUGCUAUGUGAAAUCGUAUCUGUUCAAAUGAGGAAGAAUCUGUACUUUACAUCUGACCAAAGAGGGGCAUAGGCAAUAUUGUGAAUGUGCGUGAUUUCACAAAGGAUCCUUGAAUAUCAAACCUUAUUGUUUAAUGCUCAAAGAUAGGAUCCAAACAAAAUGUUUUUAUUUCGAAGUAUUUAUAUAUUUCAAGUCAAUUGAAGCCAAAAUAGAGACUUUAUUGUGUACAUGCAUUUUGUAAUAAUAUUUAUUUAAGCGAUCAUUCAGAACUACAUCAUCUUCUUAUUAUUUACAUCAGUUCUU